UGUAACUGCACGACGUGCGAAAAGACGGGCUAUGAAUGUGAGACGGAUGGCGCCUGCAUGGCCUCUACGUACAACAACAAGGGAGAGGAGCAACAUGUGCGCAUCUGCAUCAACAGGGAUGACCUGGUUCCGCCCGGGAAACCCUUUUUCUGUCUGAGCGCUGAGGGCCUACUCAACACUCACUGCUGCUACGUAGACUACUGCAACAGUAUUGACCUGAUAGUUCCCGGUAAGGCUCUGCUAGAUUAGCAUCGGCAUCCUGAAGACCUUUCAGGCUCAACUAGUUCCUGGGGUCCAGUGGAACUGGUGGCGGUCAUCGCGGGUCCUGUCUUUCUGCUCUGCGUGCUACUCAUGGUGGGCGUUUUCCUGUUCCAGUAUCAUCAGAGGGCCUACAGUCACAGGCAGAGGCUCGAGGUGGAGGACCCGUCCUGUGACCAUUUAUACUUGGCCAAGGACAAGACCUUGCAGGACCUCAUUUACGACAUGUCUACCUCUGGAUCAGGCUCUGGCCUGCCCCUGUUUGUGCAGCGGACUGUGGCCAGGACCAUCGUGCUGCAGGAAAUUAUAGGAAAGGGCCGCUUCGGCGAGGUCUGGCGAGGGAAGUGGCGCGGGGGCGACGUGGCGGUGAAGAUCUUCUCAUCAAGGGAGGAACGCUCCUGGUUUAGAGAAGCAGAGAUCUAUCAGACGAUAAUGCUUCGCCAUGAGAACAUACUGGGAUUCAUCGCAGCAGACAAUAAAGACAACGGCACGUGGACUCAGCUGUGGUUGGUGUCAGACUACCACGAGCACGGAUCCCUUUUUGACUACUUAAACCGCUACUCGGUCACCAUCGAGGGCAUGAUCAAGCUGGCGCUGUCGGCCGCUAGCGGUUUGGCACAUCUGCACAUGGAGAUCCUCGGUACUCAGGGCAAGCCCGGCAUCGCUCAUCGUGACCUCAAAUCCAAGAACAUCCUGGUGAAGAGAAACGGCAUGUGCGCUAUCGCUGACCUCGGCCUGGCCGUCCGCCACGAAUCCAUCACGGACACGAUCGAUAUUGCUCCGAACCAACGGGUGGGCACCAAACGGUACAUGGCUCCAGAAGUGUUGGACGAAACUAUCAACAUGAAGCACUUCGAUUCCUUCAAGUGUGCCGACAUCUACGCUCUGGGGCUGGUGUAUUGGGAGAUCGCGCGCCGCUGCAAUGCAGGAGGUAUCCAUGAGGAAUACCAGCUGCCCUACUAUGACCUGGUGCCCUCUGACCCCUCCAUAGAGGAGAUGAGGAAGGUGGUGUGUGACCAGAAGCUGCGACCCAACGUGCCCAACUGGUGGCAGAGCUACGAGUCACUGCGCGUGAUGGGUAAGAUCAUGCGAGAGUGCUGGUACGCCAACGGCGCGGCGCGGCUGACAGCGCUGCGCAUCAAGAAGACUCUGUCGCAGCUCAGCGUAGAGGAGGACAUCAAGAUGUGA
This is a messenger RNA of Nerophis lumbriciformis (worm pipefish), 1446 nucleotides long. NCBI's taxonomy places the organism in Eukaryota, Metazoa, Chordata, Actinopteri, Syngnathiformes, Syngnathidae. The record is from RefSeq and is a predicted model, not a curated record.